Messenger RNA from Larimichthys crocea (large yellow croaker), 2288 nucleotides. RefSeq names its product cholesterol 24-hydroxylase. The transcript has 15 exons. The coding region runs from base 91 to 1605 and encodes 504 amino acids. The record is from RefSeq and is a predicted model, not a curated record. Gene Ontology annotation, molecular function: heme binding; iron ion binding; cholesterol 24-hydroxylase activity. Lineage: Eukaryota; Metazoa; Chordata; Actinopteri; Sciaenidae. Gene Ontology annotation, biological process: cholesterol catabolic process.
CGCAGUUAGUGCGCUGACAUUUUCUUUUCACGGUGGACUGGCUCGCUCGCAGGAUAACGUUAGGGUUUUUGUGGGAGAUUACUUUCCGACAUGGCCGUUUUCCAUUUGAUUUUGAGCUGGACUGGUCAUGCUUUAAUGUUUCUGCUGGUUCUACUUUUCAUAGCGUUUAUUGGUUAUUGUCUGUAUAUUAAAUACACUCACCUGAAAUACGACCACAUACCUGGGCCACCGAGAGACAGUUUUCUUUUCGGACAUUCAGCAACGAUAUUGAGAAUAAUGAGAAGUGGUGGCGUAGUACACGACCAAUUUCUGGAGUGGUGCGAGGCUUAUGAGCCUAUUUGCAGGAUAAAUCUUCUGCAUUACGUUAUGAUCGCUGUGACCUGUCCAGAGGCAACCAAGGAAAUCCUGAUGUCUCCCAAGUACCCCAAGGAUAAGUUUGUCUACGGGAAACUCUUCUACCUGUUUGGCCAAAGGUUCCUAGGUAACGGCCUAGUAACAGCACAGGACCACGAUCAGUGGUAUAAACAGCGCCGGAUCAUGGACCCUGCAUUCAGCAGCUUGUAUUUGAGAGGUCUUAUGGGCACCUUCAAUGAGAGGGCAGAGAAACUAAUGGAUAAACUGUCGGAAGUUGCUGAUAACAAAACAGAGGCCCAUAUGCACCGGCUAUUUAACUGUGUUACCCUUGAUGUCAUUGCAAAGGUUGCUUUUGGUGUCGAUUUAGACCUGAUGGAGAAUACUACACCUUUCCCUCAAGCCAUAGAGCUUUGUCUGAAAGGGAUGGUGUUCCAUGUCAGAGACUCCUUUUUUUGGUUGAAUCCAAGGAACCGACCAUUCAUGAAUAAAGUGAGGGAAGCUUGCUCUCUGCUGCGCACAACUGGAGCUCAGUGGAUUCAUAAGAGGAAGGUGGCCAUGCAAAACGGUGAAGACGUCCCCAAGGACAUCCUCACGCAGAUCAUCAAAACUGCUGGCAAAGAGGAAAGCAUGACUCAAGAAGAUGAAGAGUUUAUGUUGGACAAUUUUGUGACAUUUUUCAUUGCUGGACAGGAAACAACAGCUAAUCAGCUGGCUUUUUGCAUCAUGGAACUUGCAAGACUCCCUGAUGUACUGGAGAAAGUGAAGAAAGAAGUGGAUGAAGUCAUUGGGAUGAAACAGGAAAUUAGUUAUGACGAGCUGGGACAACUGGUCUACCUCUCACAGGUGCUGAAAGAGACUCUGAGGAUGUACCCCACAGCUCCAGGCACAUCUCGUGACGUAAUGGAAGACAUUGUCAUUGACGGUGUCCACAUACCCAGAGGAGUAAAUUGUGUGUUCAGCUCCUAUGUGAAUGGGAGAAUGGAAAAAUUCUUCAAGGACCCGCUGACUUUUGAUCCAGACAGAUUUCACCCAGAUGCUCCUAAGCCUUAUUACUGCUACUACCCCUUUGCCCUCGGUCCACGUUCAUGCCUCGGACAGAACUUUGCUCAGAUGGAGGCUAAAGUGGUGAUGGCCAAGCUGCUGCAGAGGUUUGAGUUCAGCCUUGUGCCGGGACAGAGCUUUGACAUCCUGGACAAUGGCACGCUCAGACCGAAGAGUGGAGUGGUGUGCUCUGUUCGACACAGGAAGUAAAUGGUUAUACAGCACCAUGGCAGCAAAAAAAAAACAACAAAAAAAAAAACACAGUAUAUUCAAAUGAAGUUAUGGUGAUGAUUUUUAUUUCAUGAUGAGGAUUAAUUAUUACGUCAUUAAGCACUUUAAUCUUGUUGUGAUUAACUCUUAAGCUCCUCCAAACCCGCUGAGCUCCUAAACCUGUUGUGCCUUUAACACUAAUAUAAAAAUGCUGUAAUUACCACUUUUACACAAAUACACUACAGAUGAAAAUCACACACUGAUGCAGAAAUAACUCGCCAGUUUGUUUGUUUUGCACUUUAAUAAACUGAAAAUUAAUUUAACGCCAGAUAGCCUGAUUUCAUUUCAUGUUCAGAAGUGUUUUUGUUGUUGUUGUGAUUGUUGUUUGUACUCAAUCAGCCAUGUUUUGUCCGUUACAGGCAGUGUAACACAGGGGGGCGCUAUGACCAUGCAAAGAAAUCUCAAACGCACCUGUUAAACUCCAAAUUCCCCCAAAAACAAAACACCCUCACUUAUCUCAGCUGAUUUGCUGGAGUUUGUUUUCAUGUUUAUUAAUAUUUAAAACCAGGAUGUUAUGCGGUGAAUCACACUGUAGGCACAGGCUGAUUUCAAUAUAAUCUGUUUAAAAAUGUAAAAAUCAACUAAAUAAGGUCAAAAAUAAUAAAAUGUUUACAAAUAUUAAA